AUGGAGAUAGAAAACCAGCAACCAGCGCAGACCCUCUCUGCUCUCAUGUCGUCGGCCGCGAUAUUGCCCCAGAAGCGCAAGGCGCCACCCGCGGAGGGAGAGCUAUCUCCAGGAACGUUUGGUAUGACCGACAAUCAGAGCGUCUCGGUUGGUACUGUCGAUUCUCAGCUUCCCAAGGGCGAAUACGAGACUGGACGCGUCAUAUGUGAGGCGUGCGGUGAAGGCAUUUCGUUCAGGGAUGAGAUAACAGGUGGUUUCACGGUUAAGCAUUGGGAUGAACAUCGUCUCCAGUGUCCAAAUAUUUCUCAGCAAGUUCAGGACGCGACUGCGCCCAGUCCGGAAACCCAGGUCGACGCGUCUCAACCGCCAGCCAAAAGACGACGUGCCAAGCGAUCGGAGGAGGAGCGUAUUGAUUAUCUUCGCUCUGACCCUUAUGUCGCACAAUUUGAGGCAUAUCGCGUUCUGUGCGCGUCCUGUGAUAAGUGGAUUCGCUUGCGGCCCAAUUCCACCUAUUGCUCGAUUCCAUGGGACGCUCACCGCAAGAGCUGUUUGGCGAAGAAAUUCGCUAAGAAUGCUUCCCCAACGGACGAUCGGAGCAACGUAUUUGUGACCGAUCCUCUCGUGCGCAAGUUCGAUGCAGAGCGCGUCCUGUGCAGAAAUUGCGAGACAUGGAUUCGGCUGGGCGCGCAUGAUAACUUACUGGCUGUCAAGAAGUGGAUGGAGCACCGCGCGGUUUGCCAGCAAGAGAUUACGAGUACUUCAGCUGCACCGCCCUCCGCCGCGAACAUUCCGACGAUCGACAGUGUUCCCCCUCCUCCGAAGCAUCUUCUGGCUCUCGCUUCUUCAUCGUCAUUGCCGCCACCCGUUCCGGCAGGCCCUCCCUCUCCUACCGUGAAUCCGAUCGCAGUACAACCUAUGUCCAAUGGUGUCGCUACAGUUCCCCAGCCUUCUCCUUCUGCUUUCAAGGACCUUAACCCAUUGAAUUUCGGCCCGGCACAUGAGAGCAGGCGUCGAAACGCAGAGCAGCGCGCUGCGGCACUACGUUCUGAUCCCUUGGUAGGCGAUGUCGAGCCCAACCGCGUCUUUUGUACACUCUGCCAGAAGUGGGUCCAACUGAGACAGGAUAGUUCUUAUUGUGCCUAUCCCUGGUUGCAGCAUCGUGGAAAGUGUCUCAACAGGCAUCAGAAGAGGGCUCAGAAAGACGUGGAAUUGGCUGCGUUCAGGGCUCAGCGUACACUGAGUGUGACUGCAACCCCGUCGGUGGGUGCGGACGACAGCGAUGGGCCCGAGUCUGAAGAAGGCGUUGAAUCAGGCACAGAGGAGGAGAAAGGCAGAAGGCGUGCAGAGAGGCGCGAGGCCAGGAAGAAGGCGAAGGCCGAGGCUCUCACUCAACUGCGCCAGGAAGAUGAGGAGAAGCAGGGGGGGGUUGGCGUGUCGAUGUUCGAUAUCUCCGGGUAUGACGACGACGCGGAUGGAGAUUACGAUAUGGACCCGGACGUACUGCGGCCUCGAUACACGGACCUCGAUUCGCCCUCUGGACGGUUUGACUUCAUCUUCGGGUCCGUCAAACACUUGUUCAAGUCGACGUUCGAUCAGAAUGACGAGUUAACCAUCGCGGCUUUAGUCACCUACUUGAACGCUGCCAUGCCUCCGGACAAGCAUGAAGACUACGAUACCGCGGAAGUAAUCAAAGGUGCGAUGGCCCUGCACGAGCGAGGAGACUUCAUCUUCCAGGGCGACGUCCUCCGCGUACCAAAUUAA
This is a messenger RNA of Sparassis crispa, 1761 nucleotides long. RefSeq lists its product as hypothetical. The transcript is spliced from 8 exons. The coding region runs from base 1 to 1761 and encodes 586 amino acids. The record is from RefSeq and is a predicted model, not a curated record. NCBI's taxonomy places the organism in Eukaryota, Fungi, Basidiomycota, Agaricomycetes, Polyporales, Sparassidaceae.